Molecule: messenger RNA, 1044 nt
Organism: Strongylus vulgaris
Lineage: Eukaryota; Metazoa; Nematoda; Chromadorea; Rhabditida; Strongylidae
Source: the annotation of a GenBank genome assembly
AUGAUGUACAAAGAUUUUUCUAUGGACAAACGAAUCGAAUAUGUCACUGCACUCAUCGAUAUGGUUGACCGAGACCGAACAAGGCAUCACCUGGUCUUGCCUCUUCUCACGAGCACUGAUGACAUCGAGGAGAAGUUGAAAAUUAUCUUUCGUUGUACCAAUAUUGGCUACAAAGAUUUGUCACAGCUCGAUAUCUCUGUUUUGUCGCAUCAGGUGCUGCAGCCGUUGUAUGAUCGACAACGAGUUUCCCGCGGAGAUCGGUCAAAACUGGACAAAAUUGCAAGGAUUCUCAAAAGUUUUGGCAUCACAUCUGAUUCUGUAUGGCAGACGUUGUACUCAUGGUGGCAAGAAAAACUCGCAAGCGAGAAAAGGCUACCAAAUUUAGAAGAUGCUUUGCGACCUAUGGCGAAAGAGCUCCAAGAAUGGCUAAAACUACAGUACACAGCGACAUUUGAAGUAGAGAAGAAAAGCAGUAUAAAAGGUCCACAGAUUCGAGUCACCUAUGAAAGGCUAAAGAAGUUUGUUGAUGGUCGUGAUUCUUCAAAAGUUCAUGCAUUCCUUUCUUCGUACGGCUGGCCAGAGGAUACAAAUUUCGAGGAAAUCGUUCCAGAUGUGCUCGGGUUGUAUCUGGAUCAUGAAGAAUGGGGAAAUGUCAAGAAAAUGCUUAUUUCAUUGUCUGCUCAAUCUAACAAAUGGCAAAAAGAAGAUGAUCCAUCAUACUCUCCUAUGAAAAACUACCAUUUGCUACAGAUUUUGAGGAGGUUAUCAAACGAAGCUGAGGAGAUCUCAUUACGAAAAAUGAUCAAUUAUGCCUAUGAAUUGCGAAGGCUUUUUCCUGAAGCGGUUGCCAAUUACGACACGUUUUUCAAUACACUACACGAAUAUAAUCGUCUGUUUGGCAAAUGUUUCGAGAGGCUUCCAAAUCCAUCUGUGGAGAAAAUCGACGAAUGUAUAGAUCUACUACGAACAUUAAUUAAACUGGAAAUUCUCCAACUCCAUCCAAACGAAACGUUAACCUCUGUUUUCAUAGGGAACGUUCUGAGA